AUGUCGCCAAUCCGCGUAGCCAUCGUUGGUCUCUCAUCCUCAGCAAAAGUGACAUGGGCCGCGGACGCUCAUUUACCAUACCUCCUCUCCUCCUUUGGCAAAAAGCAUUACCAGCUCGUUGCUCUUCUCAACUCUUCCACGCAAGCCGCAGAAGCAGCAAAAAAGACAUUCAAUCUCUCCAGCGAUGUAAAAGCAUACGAGGAUCCAGCCACUCUCGCCGCAGACCCUGACAUCGACCUACUCGUUGUAUGCACUCGGGUCGACAUACAUGCUUCCGUUGUCGAACCAAGCCUAAGAGCAGGAAAAGCAGCAUACAUCGAAUGGCCAUUGACGCAAGGUCUCGAUACUUCGCUGAACCUCGCAAAACUCACCUCAGAUCCCCGCAACAGUAUCAUCGGCCUGCAAGGGCGCGUCGCCCCAAUAACCUUACGAAUUAAAUAUCUCCUAGCCACAAACACCAUAGGGAAGGUAUUCAGCAGCCAGGUCCGCGCAUUUGGCAGCUUGAUGCAGCGCGACGCUCUUCCGGAGUCUCUUACGUACUUUGCAGAUAGGAAGGUAGGGGGGCAUCCAAUUAACAUCCAUUAUGGCCAUAUGAUCGAUUACGUGCAUGAGGUGCUUGGGGAAUGGGAAGAAUCACAUGCGAAGAUGCAAAUCCAGCGGCCGGAACUGAAGGUCUUGGGAGUUAAUGGAAGAGCCGGCAGGACUGUGAAGAGUGAUGUACCAGACCUGAUUACUGUGCAUGGUACGCUUGCUACCAACAAAGGUGUUACAGUGCCCGGGGCUAAGCUUACGGCUUCAUUUCGCCUUGGUCAGCCGUUCAAAGGCGAGCCUGGGCUUUCAUGGCAUAUUGCUGGUGAAACGGGUGAAUUGCGUGUCACUGCGCCUGGCCCUUAUCUCAUGUCCGGUGACUCGUUUAAUGGUCAGGUUACCAUCGAGCACCACGACCACGCGACUGAUGAGGUAGAAGACCUGGGUUGGGAUUGGCCAGAGUGGCAAAAAGAGCUGGGUCUUCGAGCGAGGAGCGUGGCGGAGGUAUAUGAGAGGUAUGCAGAGUGGGUGGAAGGGGGAAUGGGGGACGUGGCAGAAGGGAGAAACUGGCCCAGGUUGGAGGAUGGGGUGGGGUUCAUGAAGGAGUUUGACGAGAUCUACAGGAUGUUUGAUGAGGCGUGA
Messenger RNA from Alternaria atra, 1170 nucleotides. RefSeq lists its product as uncharacterized. Lineage: Eukaryota; Fungi; Ascomycota; Dothideomycetes; Pleosporales; Pleosporaceae. The transcript has a single exon. Bases 1 to 1170 code for a protein of 389 amino acids. The record is from RefSeq and is a predicted model, not a curated record. Gene Ontology annotation, molecular function: nucleotide binding.